Triticum aestivum (bread wheat) is the source of this 3044-nucleotide messenger RNA. Its product is annotated as wall-associated receptor kinase 5. Gene Ontology annotation, molecular function: polysaccharide binding; protein serine/threonine kinase activity; ATP binding. Bases 74 to 2842 code for a protein of 922 amino acids. The transcript is spliced from 4 exons. Gene Ontology annotation, biological process: protein phosphorylation; cell surface receptor signaling pathway. Gene Ontology annotation, cellular component: plasma membrane. The record is from RefSeq and is a predicted model, not a curated record. NCBI's taxonomy places the organism in Eukaryota, Viridiplantae, Streptophyta, Magnoliopsida, Poales, Poaceae.
GAAAGCGGUAGCCAGAAGAGAAGGUAGUGCUGCCUGACCUGAAUUUCUCUAGUGCAAGGUGUAGUGUAGAAUCAUGGGCAUCUUGCCGAUGGUGUUCUCUGUGUUGGUACUCGGGUCACUGGGAAAGGUAACAGCUCUGCCAUCUGGAGCUGUGACAAGCCAGCAGAGCUCUGAGGGGAACUGGGCACAACCAUCUCGAGCUGGUGGCAUGCUUGAUGGCUGCCCAACAAGCUGCGGCAGUGUGAGCUUCGGCUAUCCCUUCGGCAUCGGAUCAAGGUGCUCCCUUGAGCCUGACUUCGACCUCAUUUGCAACGACACCACUCAGCCCCCCAAACUCUUCUUGCGCGACGGCAUCACCGAGGUGAUCGACUUUAACCAUCCUUAUUGGAGUUCAGACAGGAUCUUGGCCUCCUUCUCCCAAACCAUCCCCAUUACAUAUGGUGUCAGUAUCUACAACUUGUCUUUGAAACCUCUUGGGAGGUCCUUCCAUUUUUAUUCAAUUGCUCUAAACAUCACCGGCUGUGACCUGGUGGUGUACUCUGUUAAAGAGAAUGACAUCCAGCCGAUCUGCGCAACUGUGUGCCCGGAUCCAGAAAUCACAGAGAUGAUGGCUAUGCAUACCUGUAAUGGCUUUGGGUGUUGUCGUGUAGACAUGGACAGCUAUGCCAACACUUAUCAGUUCAAACUUGUCUACGGUCAGAACCCAAAAAACACCAGAGUGCGCUCUAACCAGUCCUCUCAAUUGUGGGAUAAAAUCAGCAUAACUACUGAUGGCUUUGUCCUCUCAUGGGAUAUGGGGGAUCAAUCCGCCUGUGCUGCUUGUGUGAGCGAGCAUGCCGGGUGUGGCUACAGCUACGAUGCACCGUUUUUCAUGCCCUCGGGAAAUGGCUAUUUGUGCUUCUGCAAUCACGGCUAUACAGGCAACCCGUACAUUUCACAUGGCUGCUCCAAGGGCGACAAAGGAUAUAAUCCAACCCCAAGGAGGGCUGAUUGCACCCGUCAGUGCGGUAGCAUUAGUGUACAAUUCCCAUUCGGCUUUGAAGAGGGUUGCUUUGCCAGGGAAGAGUUUCACUUCAACUGUACAAAUACAACAUCAUCGGCUGUUUUUCUGCUGGACGAUUUGGAGUUAAUUGGCAUAAAUAUUGACGAAGGGACCAUUAAUGCCACCAUUGCUGACCAACAAUUGGCGUACCCUACGUCUGCUUCAGGACAGAACAGUCUUUUUUCUGCAUAUGUGUUCUUUCUCUCUAUCAAAUGGGUUGCUGCUAAUCUAAGUUGCGCAGAGGCCCAAAAGAAUAGGUCUGGAUAUGCUUGUGUGAGUAUCAACAGCAAGUGCGUGGAAGUAAGUGCUGAAAGGGUCUAUGCUGGUUACCGCUGCAAAUGCUUAGAUGGCUUCCAAGGAAAUCCGUACAUCCAAAGUGGUUGUCGAGAUAUUAAUGAAUGCCUUCAACCGAAGAAAUGUAAAGAGAUCUGCCAUAAUACCGAAGGAAGCUUCAGUUGUAUUGAAUGUCCUCGCAAGACUGAGUAUGAUCCAUUAAAAAUGCAGUGUACUAGGAUAAAACAACAGACUCUACUCGUAGGUAUAAUUAUUGGGCUGUCCUGUGGUUUCGGCAUUCUACUUCUGAGCUUCUGUGUAGUGCUUCUCACUCGCAAAUGGAAAAGGAAUGUUCAAAAGCAACUAAGGAAGUACUAUUUCCGGAAGAAUCAAGGUCUUCUCCUAGAAACAUUGAUAUCAUCUGAUGGAAGUGCAAAUGAAAAAACAAAGAUUUUCUUGCUAGAAGAGCUAGAGAAGGCAACAAAUAACUUUGAUCCUGCACGUAUCAUCGGACGUGGGGGUCAUGGCAUGGUUUACAAAGGCAUGUUAUCUGAUCAGCGUGUUGUUGCCAUAAAAAAGUCUAAGGUCAUUGAGGAGUGUGAGAUCAGUCAAUUCAUCAAUGAGGUUGCAGUCCUCUCUCAGAUAAGGCACAGAAAUAUUGUAAAGCUCUUCGGAUGUUGUCUCGAAACCGAGGUUCCACUGCUAGUGUAUGACUAUGUAUCCAGUGGCUCACUGUCUCAAGUUCUUCAUGCUGAUCCAAGUGAUGGUUGUUCUUUGUCUUGGAGUGAUUACUUAAGGAUUGCCCUGGAAACAGCAGGAGCUCUAUCUUAUCUCCACUCUUCAGCUUCAAUAUCAAUCUUCCAUCGUGACGUGAAGUCCUCAAAUAUACUCUUGGAUGUGAACUACACAGCUAAAGUUUCAGAUUUCGGCGCGUCUAGAUUGGUUCCGAUCGAUCAAACACACAUUGUCACGAAUGUGCAGGGUACAUUCGGGUACUUAGACCCAGAGUAUUUCCACACCAGACAGCUGAACGAGAAGAGCGACGUGUACAGUUUUGGCGUGGUGCUCGUGGAGCUGCUGCUCAGAAUGAAGCCUGUUUUUACAAGCGAAUCGGGCACAGUCAACAGCUUGUCAAGCUAUUUUCUCCAGGAGUUCAAGGAUGGGAGAAUCACAGACAUUGUCAAUCCCAAGGUCCUCGAGGAGGCGACCGAGGAAGAGAUCAACGGUGUCGCCUCUCUUGCAGAACUGUGCUUAAGGCUACGUGGCGCCGAAAGACCCACCAUGAAACAAGUGGAGACCGAACUGCGGACUCUGCGAGCAAAACGCGUGAACUCAUCCCAAGCAGAUCCAGGGAGUGAAGAGAGGAUGCCACCAAGGCCAAUAGCUCGAGGGACUCGAUCUUCUCGUCAAUCGUCUGCGAUGGAAUCAGGCAAGAGAGUCGUAAGGUCGGGACGCAGCGAACGGUCCUAUCGCUUGGAGGGAGACUGGGAGAGUUCAUGCCAUCUGCUAGCCGAGCACCACGCUUAGAUGAGUCUGUUCUGUCGAGUUUGUAAUGAUGGAUAAUUUGUUUCCCUUUUCUGUAACUGAUGCUAGGGCUUGUAUUACAGAUUAGUUAGAUUGGCGUUUUAAGUCACUUUAUGUCCAGAUCAUUUCAGGCACCAUGAUUAUAUCCGUUUUUCAGUUGGAAUCGUGCUUGUUAUAUGUAAACUGAUAUUAAUGAUGUGGUGUG